AGAUAAACAAUUCAAAGCGCAAGUCAGAAGUACCAACAAAUUCAAACGUAAAAGCAACAAGCGCAGUUGGUCGCUAGCUUUUAGUGACGCGCUUUGGUGAAAUCGUUUAAUAUUCGUACAUAGUAUAUAAAUAACAGUUCAACACAGCAGCAACAACCACAACUGAGGACGGCGAAACAAGUUUUUUGCCAGUGUCAUUGUCGAGUUUGCAAACACACACACACACAUACACACAGAAACAAACAAAGUACAUACCGCAUACAUACAGUAGUUAUUGGAAAUCGUUAAGAUGAGGAGGAUGGCUUUCGCUACCAAAAGCGCUAUUGUUGUCGUCACCAUAUUUGCGUUGGUGAUGACGCACGGCUCCCGUAGUUUUGUGGAUGCAGGCCGUAGCCGUACCAGUACCCAGCGUAAAACAUCAUCGAACAGCAACCAGGGCCAUGUGACUCAGCCCAGUUACAGUACCAACAACAAUAACAAUGGAGGAGGCAACUCCCACGCUGAUGUUGCCAAACUGAGCUAUCCCAACUACAACUCGCAACCAAAUCGCCCCGCUAAUCCACCUGUAGGCUGGAAUGUGCCACAGGGUCCGCCACCUGCAUACUCCGCUCAUAAUCCCGCAGGCGGUGCUCGCACAAAUGUGCAUGAGCCGCCACCAUCUUAUCAUGCACCCAAUUAUGGCGCCGCACCAGGCAGCAACGUGCAUCAACCCAUCACAGCUACUCAGAAUCAUGGCCAGCAGUACUCAGGCGUGCCAGCUGGCGCCACUUACUAUCCAGCCGGUCCAGGCGGUCAUAUGCAAGGCGGCGGCUAUCAGCCACAUAAUCUUCCUGCUGGCGCUACAUAUUACCCUUCGGCCGGUCACAUGCCUGCUGGUGGCUAUAACCCAGCUGGUGGCUAUCACCCAGCUGCUGCACCGCCGCCAGGCGCCACCUAUUACCAAGCGGGCUCUGCCUUGCCACCAGGUGCCACCUAUUAUGCACAGCCACCACAGCAAUCAUCCUCUGGCUUGGGCUUUGGUACUGGUUUGAUUGCUGGUGGCCUUGGCGGUGCUUUGCUAGGCCACGCCUUAACGCCAAGCGGUGGCAGCUCCUCACAAAUGGCACCAGCACCAGCUGCAGCUGCUGGACAGGAUCGUAUUAUUAUUAUCAACAACGGCGUGCCGGUGAAUGCUAGCGAUGGCACCACAGUUAUCAAUGCUGGAGCUGGCGCUGCUGCACCUGCAGCUGCUGCCGCUGCGCCUGUAGCCGGUAUGGCUGCAGCUCCACCUGCACAGUUGGCACCUUUCUCACCUGAAAAUACACCCAUGCCUGCAGUUAAUGGCACUGAUGGCGCUGCUCAACCACCACCGCCACCUGGUGGCAUCAUUUGUGUGCCCACUAAAGUCAAUGAAACGGAUCCGGCUGAUAGCAGCAAGAUGAUUGAAGUGGAAAAGAUUGCCUGCUAUCCGGCACCACCUGCGCCUGUCGCCGCACCCGGCGAGGGACCCGCACCAUUAGCUCCCAUGGCCAACAAUCCUCCACCGCCCGCCAUGCUUCCGCCCGAUCAGGCAGCCGUGCGCUCCAACAUGGUCACCUCUGCAGGCAGCAACACCCACAGCAAUCUAUCCUUGUCUCUCAUAACUGCAUUGUUGGGCGCUCUACUGCUGCGCAUAACAACGGCAGGCAAUUAGAAUGUUACCCCAUAUACGCUUUCAAUUUAUCUAAUGCACUGUUUAUUAGACUCACCCCAGCCGCAAACUAGUAGCAAGCCCACAAUAAUCCGCAGCCCACACACAUACACCACACAAAGCCUCUAGGGUAUCGCCCGUAAUAUUUUGUUGUUAUGCAUAUUGCAUUGUUUUCUCGUAUUGUAUCCCCCCACACUAUUGUAGUCGUAUUAUGUGUCUUUCAAUCAUCUAUUACUGCUACUGUUAUUAACGAUGGCCUUCGCCCCUGUGAUGACGAGAGAUGGCAGCAACACUCCAAUGAUAAUUCUAUGCUAAGCUGAACAAAAUGGGGAAUUAUUAAACUGCGAAUCUCGUAGAAUGUUAAUUGUUAUAAGGAAUCUGGAACUGGGAAUCUCAUGCGACCUUUUUAUAUCGCAUUCCUUUGUAUUUUUUGAAAGACAUUUCUCAGUGUAUGUACAUGUAUUAAUCGUUACAUAACUACUAUAUACAUAUUUUUAUAGACAUUGUUAUUGUUUAAUAAUUAACGCCUUGUUAGAUUAGUACAAAGCUUUUUUCCACAACAAUUCGGCAGCUAACACUUCUUUUUUUUUAUACAUAUUUGUAAAUUUUACCUUUUAUCAAUUUGUCAAUAAACGCUUAAAUACAUCACGCCGCACACAAGUCUGAAUUGUGUUUCUUCUCUCAAAUCAAUAGUGCAAUCAACGGCUUAGCCGAAUUAGAAAGCAUUUCUUCUUAUAAGCACAGACACAAGACUAGCUCUCACCAAGUCUAAUCAUAUUUCUUUGAACGAAGCCAAGCUAUGAAAUAUCUACGAGGGACGGACUCAACAACUUGGGAGUACUCUGCUAUCAACAUAUGAAGACCAUCGCCAUGAACACAUAUUCGAUGCUCGGAUCAAUUCAUUUUGGAAUGGAUUAGCUCUCUAACAACUUAUUUUCAGUUAAAAUACGCAAUGGUAGUUUAUUUUUAUGAGAGGAAUUCUAGUAUUGCUGUCUUUAUCUUCCAUGUGGAACAACCCAACAGUCUUAGUUGUCCCUUUAGGAACAAAUUAUUCUUGACAAUAAAAUUUAGUUUCAACAAAUUUAAAGCUUACAAAACUUUAUUAACUUUCAUCUUGGCAAACCGCGUAUGUUUCUUUUACAGUUUGUGUGUGAUUUAUUUUUUACUCGGCAUCAUCGUCCUCAUCAUCGUUGGAGCUGAUUCUGAAGUAAC
Molecule: messenger RNA, 2881 nt
Organism: Drosophila busckii
Lineage: Eukaryota; Metazoa; Arthropoda; Insecta; Diptera; Drosophilidae
Product: protein transport protein SEC31
Exons: 3
Coding region: 290-1672 (460 amino acids)
Source: RefSeq, a predicted model, not a curated record